Messenger RNA from Lycium barbarum (goji berry), 1002 nucleotides. RefSeq names its product probable leucine-rich repeat receptor-like protein kinase At1g35710. Gene Ontology annotation, molecular function: protein binding. The transcript has 3 exons. The coding region runs from base 1 to 1002 and encodes 333 amino acids. Lineage: Eukaryota; Viridiplantae; Streptophyta; Magnoliopsida; Solanales; Solanaceae. The record is from RefSeq and is a predicted model, not a curated record.
AUGGUACACUGUGAUUUUGCAUUUUCAUCUCUCCCCUUUCUUGAAUAUGUUGAUCUUAGCCUGAGCCAGCUCUCUGGCACCAUUCCACCUGAAAUUGGCAAAAUCCCACCACAAAUCAGCUCACUUACCAAACUUGAGACUCUCAACAUCUUUGACAACCAUUUAAAUGGUUCCAUUCCCACAGAAAUAGGAAAACUUGUCAAUCUUGUUGAAGCUUAUCUUGAAAACAACCAAUUAACGGGUCAUAUUCCUCCAGAAAUAGGUAGCUUGGUCACUGCAAAAUUGUUUUAUGCUUUCUCCAACAAAUUGUCUAGUUCCAUUCCUGCCGAAGUAGGCAAGAUGAAGUCCUUUGAAAAUUUAAGCUUACAAACAAAUAAUCUUUCUGGUUCAAUUCUUGUUACUCUAGGUGACUUAAUUGAGCUCAAAGUUUUGUAUCUUUAUUCUAACCAACUUUAUGGUCCAAUUCCUAGUGAGUUGGGAAAUUUGAAAAACCUCACUGAGUUGUCAUUACACAAUAAUCAACUUAAUGGUUCAAUUUCAAUUGCUCUAGGUGACUUAAAUGAGCUCAAAAUUUUGUAUCUUUAUUCUAACCAACUUUCUGGUCCCCUUCCUAGUGAGUUGGGGAAUCUGAAAAACCUCACUGAACUGGAUUUAUCAGACAAUCAACUUACUGGUUCAAUUCCAAUUACUCUAGCUGACUUAAUUGAGCUCAAAAUUAUGUACCUUUAUUCUAACCAACUUUCUGGUCCCAUCCCUAGUGAGUUGGGGAAUCUGAAAAACCUAAAUGAACUGGAUUUAUCAGAUAAUCAACCUAUUGAUUCAAUUCCAGUUACUCUAGGUGACUUAACUGAGCUCAAAAUUUUGUAUCUUUAUUCUAACCAACUUUCUGGUCACAUUCCUAGUGAGUUAGGGAAUCUGAAAAACCUCACCAAGCUGGAUUUAUCAUAUAAUCAACUUACUAGUUCAAUUCCAAUUACUCUUGGUGACUUAAUUGAGCUCUAA